AUGGUGACCAAUCAGUGCACCUUCCACGCUCCAGUCAGCUUCCCUCAGGUCCCGGUGGCUGCUCUGGCCGUGGAGAAAGUGGGCCACUCCAGUGUGCAUUACCGCCUUGCUCUGUUUCCACCCAAGCCUGCCCAGGAGCCGCCCACAGCAGACCACCGUGACCUCAAUGACGGCUUUUUCUUUGGCCACCCCAAGCUGGCGCAGUUUGACACUUUGGCCUGUACUACUGGGUCCUCGGUCCACGUUUUUGUGAAUCCAGCCACCAGCAAGCCCACAGACCUCCCAGAAGAAUUCAGGAGGGGCCUCCUGAGGCUGAGGAGGCUGGCUCCCGUGUGA
Messenger RNA from Pipistrellus nathusii (Nathusius's pipistrelle), 336 nucleotides. Lineage: Eukaryota; Metazoa; Chordata; Mammalia; Chiroptera; Vespertilionidae. The record is from the annotation of a GenBank genome assembly.